AUGCACGCGUCCAAGGCGUUCCGCUGCACACUCCCCAUGCUCCGCGACGACCAGCUGACUAACCUGCGCCGCUGGGCCGAGCUUCACUGCGCCCAGUCGAUCGUUUUCCGUGACGACCGGGGCAGUGCCGUGUUCGUGGGCCUCAAGGCAGAGCUUCGCACUUCCGCAAGUUUCUCGCGCACCGUUCGUACUGCUCUGCGCCGCCUCUGCAUCGACGUGCCGCUAAGGGGGCGUUGGUGUUCACUGCUCACACCGCGCGAGGCCUUGAGCAUCUGUGCGAGCGACGGCGGUCAGCGCAAUGCUGCACGCGACACGCCAGCAGCAUCCCGCAUAGACGACUCGGUUGACGAGGACAUCCGCAUCGUGGUACAUCUCGAACAGUACGCCAGAUCCCGCUCGGUGAGGGCCCAUCGUAUGAAGGAGAAGCGGAGCGGCAGCGCAGGCGCGAGCAAGGGGGAGCGCAGGAAGCACUCGAGACCGCCCUCCAGCCAUGCUCUGCACUCGCCCGAGCGCUCUCCCGCGCCACGGAAGGAGGACAAAGCGACGCACCCGCACCAGCAGCGCGAGACGCGCGCGGAGACGACGGAGCGUAUCUGGGAGGAGGUUCGUAAACGUACGCCACUGCAGACCCAGAAGCGCAAACCGUAA
Messenger RNA from Prorocentrum cordatum, 648 nucleotides. NCBI's taxonomy places the organism in Eukaryota, Dinophyceae, Prorocentrales, Prorocentraceae. The record is from the annotation of a GenBank genome assembly.